Molecule: messenger RNA, 513 nt
Organism: Linum tenue
Lineage: Eukaryota; Viridiplantae; Streptophyta; Magnoliopsida; Malpighiales; Linaceae
Source: the annotation of a GenBank genome assembly
AUGAUUGCGGGUCAUGGGUUCGGGUCCUGGCCGUCGAUGCUGGUAGCAAUCGGGUUAUUCGUGGCGAUUGUAGCUCUGGUGGCAUUAUGCGCCCACCAGCCGGCUAAAGAGAAGCAGAAUUGCAAUACAACGUCGGACAGAACAACUUCGAAGAAGCUAAUGAACAGGACAAUUAGCCGGAACAAGAUCAAUCCGUCGGCGACCCAGAAGAAGAGGGGCGGGGAUGAUCACGCCCACGAAAUUAGGGUAGACGUCAGCGCUCAGGUGCCCCUUCCUUCCUCGACUCCUCUGCCUCCGCCGCCGCCGCCCGCGGCGGAGAAGAGGAGCGGCGGGGGCGGCGGCGGAGGGUGUGAGAAGAAGGGGAAGAUCGGGGCGAAGGUGGCGACGGGAGGGUUCGGGGAAGGCGGGUUGUGGCAGAAAUCAAUACUGAGAGGGGAGAAGUGUCAGCUGCCGGAGUUCUCCGGCGUCAUAUUUUACGACAGCCGAGGGAAUCAAAUCCAGAUAGCGGAAUGA